Messenger RNA from Solanum stenotomum, 1534 nucleotides. Its product is annotated as F-box protein At5g03100-like. Gene Ontology annotation, molecular function: protein binding. The record is from RefSeq and is a predicted model, not a curated record. The transcript has 4 exons. The coding region runs from base 1 to 1455 and encodes 484 amino acids. Lineage: Eukaryota; Viridiplantae; Streptophyta; Magnoliopsida; Solanales; Solanaceae.
AUGUCGACGAACGGAGCCCGUGAAGUUGAAAAAACCCUAGAUCGUAUCAGUAAGUUGCCGGACGCAGUUCUCAUACAAAUUCUCUCGCUUCUGCCGACGAAAGAUGCCGUCGCAUCAUGUGUUCUCUCAAAAAGGUGGCGUUAUCUCUGUAAUUCAAUUGAUAAUUUCCAUUUCGAUGGUUGUAGCUACUACAACAAUGUAGAAAAUUUCGUAUUUCUAGUGGAUCAUGUUUUAUCUCAUUGCACUUGUUCCAAAAUCAAAAAAUUCCAACUCAUUUUACCUUAUAACUCUGAGUGGAACUUUGAUUUGAGUAUCAGCCGAUGGAUGAAUUUUGCUGUGGAAAGAAAAGUGGAAGAUGUUGUAUUGUGUUUAUGUGAUGACAAUUUCACUUUCGAAUUGCCUAUAUCUAUCUGUACUUGUUCCUCAUUGAUUACAUUGGAUUGGAGCUGUUGUGCGAUUGAUAAAGAAUCGGUUAUACAGUGGAAGUCGUUGAAGAGCCUAAAGUUGAACUAUGUUUUUAUAGAUAAUGAUGAUCUCGCGAAGAUUUUGUCAGGUUGUCCUGCUUUGGAAACUCUGGAGUUGUCUUUAUUUGAAGGUUUUCGCCGUCUAGAAAUCACUUCUUCGAAUUUAAAGAGACUAUCAUUAGGAAGCUACUGGUGGUUUUAUGGCAGAGCUGAUGAACAUUUGGAAAUUAUUGCCCCGUAUCUUCAGCAUUUGGAAAUUUCAGGAGACCUUGAUUAUCUCAAGUGUAAGCUAGUAAAUGUCUCCUCUUUGGUUACUGCUACACUUACUUUUAACAUUACAUGUAUAACUGAGAUCGAGGGGUUUGCUGACGAAGAUGGUUGUAGUGAUUAUCAUCAAGGUUUUAGAAAUCUCGUUCUGGACUAUCUUCAAAAACUAAGUUAUGCAACUGAGCUAACAAUUGGACGCUGGUUUGCAGAGGUCGUGUUCAUGUUGCGACUCGAAGGUGUGUCGCUACCAAAAUUGAGAUGCAAGUGUCUAACUUUAGAGAUGUACGUGACAAAGAAUAAUUUGUAUGGAGCAGCUAGCCUUUUGCAGAACUCGCCUCUUUUGGAGACACUCAACAUACCCUUGAGAGCUAGAGCUUUUAAUGAUUUCCGCUGCCAACUUGAGCUACGUUAUUUGGACAAAGGACAUGAUAUUGAUUUGCAAAGUUGGAUUUCAAGCUUUGGGUUCCCCAACCUGAAGAAUGUUAAGAUUAUCAGCUCCUCCGGAGUGUGCUUUAAGGAUCAUUUCAAACAGGGCUUUGACAAGCUUUUGAAACUUUCAGAAUGUCUGUUAAAGAAUGCAACGGUGUUGGAGAAGUUCGUGAUAUCAAAGAGCAUAAAGUGUGAGAUAUGUUCAAUCAACUGUGUGUCCACAAGUUUAUCUCAAAUGGCUGAGAAAUUGUUAGGUUGCCCAAGAUCCUCCACAAAUUGUAUGAUUAUCUACUAGGAGUGAGCUUUUCAUGACUAGACUGCAAGUAGUUUUCUAUCUUAGGAUACAAGAGAUGUUACCUUGUAUUGAGUUUUUG